AUAGGGAAUUAAUCAGACUACAUCCUGUAUGCCUUUCCAAACACCCAUCCAUUCUUGAUAGAAGGCUCUAAAAGCUUUGUUGCUGUGACGACAUCUCCCGGGCCUUCGUCGCACCAACUUGAGCUAAAGCUUCGUAGCCUGGCGUUGGCGCUCAAUAGUUACGACCAAUUUGUAAUCAAAAAACCACCAAAAAAAUUUUUUUAAAAACAACCAAACACUUGGCAAGUGAUAACGAGUAUGGGGAUUUAAGGUGGAGGUGCAUGUUUAUAAGUCAGUGGCCUGCUGUAGUGGGAAAGUAUCUGUGUUUGUCUUCGACUCUCGUGUUCUUAUUUCAGGUUCUUGCAUUUGAUGCGACAUUGCGAGUUUAAGUGUUUAACUCGGAGACUCUGUGGCAUUCGAACAGUUAAGGAAAUGGUUGUUAUUCAAAGCCAGUAAUUUAAUUCUUUUCUCUCUUUUUUUUUUUUUUUUUUUUCCUGUUGUUUUUGAAAAAACAGCAUGAAAAAGAGCUAUCGCAUCAUGUGAGUUUUACAUAUACUUUAAGUUCGAGUUAAUAUGGGGCCUCUGCUGCAAAUCUGGUUAAUCAAAAGAAGUUUGAAUUUCUGAUCUUCAAAACUUUUUUUUUAAUUUUAUUAUACAUACUUUAUCUUAAGCUGGGAUAUAUUUAAAAUACCAAUUGUGUAGUUAGAGUACAUAACUUUUUAUUUUAUUUUAUUUUGCAUGUAUUCCUUUAUUGUAUUUGCUUCAUACUCCUCCAACUGAUACUGCUUUUCCAAGGUAGAAAUAACGAUCCAACCAGCAAUUUUAUUGUUUUUUGUUUAUUUGAUGUAUUUUUGUUUGUUUGUUUGUUUGUUUGUUUGUUUUUGCAUAUUAUCCUGAAUCUCAUUUACCAUUUCAACUUUAUUAUUGCCAGAUUACAAUCUUAAAACGAGUAAGCUAGCUAUUGAAUCCAAAUUGUGCUUCUAUUUGUUGUCUGCACUAUAUAAAAAAUUUAAAUGAAUGUUUGUUUUGGGUUGAAGCUGCUUAAUCAUUUUGUAAAAUUGUACAGAAGAUCAGUAAUCAUUCCUUGUUCUGUUUGACGUGUGUGUGUGUGUGUGUGUGUGUGUGUGUGUGUGUGUGAGCCCACUCCUAACUAAAAUAUUUUUUAUUGUUUAAGUAUUUGCCACUGUAUUUGUACAAAGAACGGCCAGUUGGAAUCCUAGUAGAAAGUUACUGAAACGUUUCUUGCAUAAUUCUCCAAAAUGGCUACAGUACACGUUUGAGAAAAAAAAAAAGAGAGAGAGAGCUGUUUGCAUUCACGUGUUUUCCGUUUCAUUUGUAAUUUUGGCAUGCCUAGUUUUCUUUUGUAAAUAUAUGUCCUGAGCAUGUGAGAGACAUUGCUCUAAGUGGUGCAUUUUUGUAUGUCUUUGUAGUAAAACGGGAUGUUGCUUCAGUUCUCAACUUUCCCAGUAAAGAAAUGUUUGCUCCUUUUUUUUUUUUGUUUGUUUUUGUUUCGUUUUGUUUUGUUUUUUUUUCUAAGAAAUUGUAUCUAAUAAUGUUCAGGUUAAGUCUAAAAGUUGUUCCUUCUGGUGGCCAUAAUUUACUAUUAAAAGGAUGAUAAAUGGUUUAGAGCAUUUGACAAACAUUUAUUAUGAGAGGCAGCCUGUCUUACUGUUGCUAAAUAAACAUGCCCAUUCUAGUGUAUUUAACCUAUUGGAUGGUUGUCUGUUAUGUUGUUUUGUCAGUUUGUUUCUCGUGUAAUGACCUUUUCACCGAGCGUUUUUGCUUUUAUUUUGUUACUAAUUAAAAGCCUAAAACAUUGUUGCACAGAAGUAGGUGUGUGAGAUUAGUUGCUUAAACACCAUCGCUUCAAGAGUACUAUAGAAUGGCAUUCCUCAAGAUUACGUUUGCUUGUAAAUGUUCUUUUGAAGUUUUUUUUGUUUUGUUUUGUUUUGUUUUUUGUACCGUUUCAUGAAUAUCUGAUUUAUUCGAGCAUGAUGACAAAGUAUGAACGUUGUGCAUGCUGACUUAACUCACUUCAUACAGGACAGAGUAAUCGACCAUCCAAUGAGCCUGUUUUAAGGAGAAUCUACAGCCAUGGUUAAAAAGUAUUGGCUGUGAUAUAAAUGUUGUGUUUCGCACAGGUUUGCUGCUUCAGUUGGUGGGGCGUUGAUUCACAUUGUUUGUAGGUUAUCGUGCAGAGUGAUCAGAUGCAAUUUUUUUUUUUUUAAUAAUUGCAAAAAGUUUGUCAGAAACUUUAAAACUUUAUCAGGAAGAAAAAAAAACACACACACACUUCAUUGGGGGUUUUUUAAAUUUUAUUUGGCCCGGUACAAAACGACUAGCUCACAUCAUUUCACUGAUCAUCAGCACGUAGGAAGGUACUAGUGAACGAGUACCAGUCAGGUGAAAUCACUCUAUCGUUCUGAUUGGAUUAUAAGAGGACUGCUGUAAAAGGAGGGAAGAAGCGCUUCCAAUCGUUGUGGUGUUGUGUUAGUAAUGGUUACCUCCAAAGAAAGACAUGCAGCCAUCAUCACUUUGCAUCAAAAUGGCCUCGCAUGCAAGGAAAUUGCUGCAAAGAAUAUUGCACCUGAAGGAACCAUUUACCAGAUCAUCAAGAGCUUCAAGGAGAGAGGUGAAGAACUGCAGUGAAGAAGGCUUCAAGACGUCCCAGAAUGUCCAGCAAGCGCCAAGACCGUGUCCUCCUGUGGAGUCGGCUACGGAAUCGUGUCACCACCAGUGCAGAGCUUGAUCGCUACCGGCAGCAGGUGGGUGUGAGUGCAUCUGCACGCAUAGUGAGGCGAAGACUUUUUUGGAUAACGGCUUGGUGUCAAGAAGGGCAUCAAAGAAGCCACUUCUCUCAAAGGUAAACAGCAGGAAGUACAAGGAUUGGACAGCAGAAGACCGGGGCGAAGUUAUUUUCUCCGAUGAAGCCCCCUUCCGACUGUUUGAGACCUCCAGAGAAGAAAAGCUGACCACUAGCGUGAGUCCUGUCUCGUUCCAACAGUGAAGCAUUCUGAGACCAUCCAUGUGUGUGGCUGCUUUUCAUCCAAGGGACUGGGUUCUCUUCCAAUUCUGCCCGAAAACCCUACCAUGAAUAACGAACGGUAUCAAAACGUCCUCCCAAGAGCAAGUUCUCCCAACGAUCCAGGAGCAAUUCGGUGGUGCGUUUUUUUCCAGCAUGACAGAGCACCAUGUCUCAAGGCAAGAGUGAUAAUGAAGCGUCUUGGAGAUCAUUACGUUUGAAAUUUUGGAUCCGUAUCCACACAACACCCCCGGAUCUUAAACCCGUAGAGAACCUGUCAGUCCUCAAAAGGCGAUCGGACGAGCAGAAGCCCACAAAUUGUAUUCAAACUCCGAGCACUAAUAAGGCAAGAAUGGAUCGCCAUCGGUCAGGAUUCGUCCCAGAAGCUGGUAUCCAGUAUUCCUGAUUGAAUUGCAGAAGUUAUAAAGAACGAGGGUCAACACUAUAAAUACUAUAAAUGUUUUUGCCCAACAAAAGCCUUUCAAACUCAUGAAAUGCUUAUCAUUGUUUUCCAGUAUACCAUAGAAACGUGAAAAAAAAAAAUGCUACAAACACUGAAGCAGCAAACUUCUGCAAAACACAACGUUUACGUCACUGCCGUUACGUUUGUCCAUGACUGUACUAACCAAUCACGUCACUGACCUUAAAUGAUGAGCACAAAGGGGGAUGUAUUAUAGAUUUCGAUGUAGACGUAAUUCAGUGGCACUCCAGCUGUUUGUGAUUGCAGAAACUUCCAGCUGAAAAAGACCCUCGUUGCACUUGGUUUAACAACUUCUUCAAAUUACAAAAGGAUUUUUGUUUGUUUUUCAAAUGAUGCCUGCAAAAUCAGGUGCCUUAUUCAAACAAAAGGAACUUGAUUUUUAUUGAUGUUUUCUAAGGAAAUCAAGACUUCAGCCCAUUUAUGCCAAGAAUUAAAAUCGAGAUUUUGUUUUCUUUUUAUCGUGUUGAGCUUUCUGUAGAAUGAGAGCUGUUGCUGCUUUGCCUCAGACAGUUUUCAUGUAAAGAUGAAUGUAGUCUUCCUUCAGUGAAGAAUUCAAUAUGUUAAGCUUGUACGUUAUGACUCGUGGAACAUUCUCGUUGAGAGACCGUUCAAACAGUGCUGCAGUCAUAAUGUAGACUUGUUUUAAAAUGUUAUUGUUAAUAUACACACGUUUUUCUUUCUUUUCUUUCUUUCUUGUUUUGUAGAUGAAUGCACAAGUCUGAACUGUCUUUACCUUCUUUCUUUUUUCUUUUCCGGUAAUCUUUACUUGCCAUCACACUUCCUGUACUUUCAUUUCUUUUCUCAGCUUGCUGACAGUGAUAUAUGAAGUUGAAAAAAAAAAAAAAAAAAAAGAAACUUGAUUUUUGUUCUCCAUAAUUCCAGAAUGAUAUAUGAGAAGGUCUUGCUGAAAUACGUUUAGCAGACCUGUAGUGGAUUAAAGACUUCCGUAGGGCCCUCCGAGGAGCUUGGAAAGACGAUGUCAGACUUUGUAAGCAUUGUGUCCCCUCACCGAUGUUCAAGAUUACUGUGCCUCUCAAUUCUUCUGGUUGUACUGUUCCUCUGAUUUACCAUGUGUGACUUUACUCGGAACAGUGUUAUUCGUGCACCGACGGAAAUGGCCUUGACCAGUUUACUCUCCGACGAACAGAAAUCCCAGUUUUCCAAAUACAAAUACAACGACACAAGUAGACCUGUCUGAAAUCGAUGGAUCCGAGAUCCUGUUUCGGUGGAUGAGAGGGCAGGAAGCAAGAAGACUGUAUUGUUUUCGCUCAUAUGUUAGUGAAGCAGUUGACGUUCCACGUGUACAAGCUGACAGCAUGUUUUCCCUGACCGCCUCCGUCGAGACGUGCAGAGUCUUCUCUCUAUAGCCGCAUCGCUUCCCUCCAUGCUUUUGGACGUAAGGAAGCUCUUAAUUUGUGCAAAACAAAAUAUGGACUUUGGGUAGGAGUCCCGUGUCGCUGCCCAUUGGUGCUGAAUUUUGAAAAUACAUACUUGAACACCCUCGGUGGUAUGAGAGCUGUGACUUAGCAUCUGUUGUCAGGCUCGUGGACUUUUUUUUUUUUUUUUUUUUCCCCUCUUUCCCCCCCUCCCCCUCCCCCUCCCCCCCCCCUUGCAAGAAACUGUGCUGGACAGUGGACAAUUUGACAUCAGUUGGAGCCACUGUAAACACCCGUGCCAAGGCCUCGUCCUCUUUAAAGGAUGACUAUGAUGGGCAUGGACAGAACCUGCGGUCGGGUGGGAGAAGGGUGUGUAAAUGUAGCGGUGGUAGCUCUUCUUGUGUGUGUGUUUGUUUGUUUGUUGUUUGUUGUUUUUUACUUUAAGGAGGACAUUGGAGCACUAGUAGGGUCACCUGGACUGUUGGCCCCAGUUUUCUCGACUGUGUCCUGAACACGUUCAGAAGACAACCACACAACCUGAUAAUAACAGAACCCCUGUACUUUUUUUCUGAGCACCACAUUCACACAUCACACUGCAAUGAUUUACAUCUCCUUCCAAACUUUGCCAAAUUUCGAUCGUUCUUGCUAAUUAUCGACCUUCGGCGUGGGGUUUACAAAAAGGUAAAACGAAAACCCGCCAAAAAAAAAAAAAAAGACUUUGCUCGUUUCGAAACCCAUACAACGUUCAAUUUUCAAUUGAAGGAAUCGUCAGCCAUUUGAAGGAGAAGAAGAAGAAGAAGAAAAAAUUUCACAAUUCAUUACCUUGAUGUCAUGCUUCUGAUGUUGUAUGGUAUUCUACUAGAUAAAUUAGCAUGGGAUCUUUUUAAGUAGCUAGUACUGUGUGUGUACUCCCCCCCAAGUGUAAAAUCUCUUUUUGUCACAGUAGGAAGGCUGUAUUUCAUUGCGAAGUGCUCUGUUCUAGAUCUCUUGGUGAUUCUAAAGCAGAAACCUGCAGUGUAUCCUACUGAAACUAACAGUUACUUGAUCCUAUUAGCAAUGUCUAUAUUUGUAGUUCACAUAUAUGCCUGUUCAAAUACAAUAUCUUAACAGUUGUUCUAUUUAUGUUUCAGUGUUGUGCUGGAUUUUUUUUUCCUUCCUUUCUUUCUUUCUCACGUUUUUUUUUUUUUUUUUGUUUUGUUUCUUUCAUUUUUAGAGGCACAACUGGUUGGAAAACAACUCGGUUACUUGAGCAUUGUUAAUGUACAGAUACGAAGUAGACUUAAAAUCCAUUGUGAUGAAUUUUGAACUACUUGUGCUGUUGUGCCUCUUGUUUCUUUCUCAUUUUGUAUUAUCCGUAAUUAUGUCUCUGCAUUGUAUCAGCCCGGAGUUGGUACCACAAUUUUGCUUGUAACCAUGAUAGUCUAAUGCUAUUAUUGAUUUUAAUAUCACAAAUAAAAAUUAGACACAGCCGUAUUUUAGUUUCUGGGGUUUUAAUUUACAUUUCUGUCCUGAUAUCCAAAUGGCCCGGAUAACCCCAAACCCCGUCUUACUCCGUAUAUUUUCUAGCUUAUGACCCGUCUCGCUCUGUCUCUCUUUUUGCGUCCUUCAAGCCAAAUAUUUGUCGUUGUCCUCAUGGCACAACAAUCCUUAACCAAAAUUCCCAUGUGGCCCAGUAAUACAAUAAAUCAAUAGUUAUGACUCACUCGUUGAAAUCACUGCUCCAGUCUCAAAGGGACUAUCGUAUUGUCCCUUACUAACUUUGUUUUCCCCGGUCCCUACACUGCAACUGCUUUGAUCUUGGAAAUAGUAACGCAGUCUCUCUGAAUAAAAAACAAUAGGCGUGUUUUCCCUACAUGGACAAAGUGGAAAAAGUCAUAUCGACAAGACGUUUAGUCAUUUAGGUUCCACAAACUAUUUACAAUGUGAUCAUAGUGGAAAAAAAUAUAUAUAUAAACCGAUCUCAAUUCUAAGCUUUAUAGCUUCUAUAAAUAUUACAUAAAUAUUCAUUGAUAAAUAUGCUAAAAGUAAUGUUCAUCUGCCUAAUGUGUAAUUGGCAAAGAAAUUGAAUCUCUAUCUGAAAAUGGAGGUUUCAACAAGACCACCAAACAUACAGCCAAAAUAACCUCGUAUGGCCUAGCUGAUCUCCUGACCUGAAUCCCGUUGAAAAUGUACGCAGGAUUUUGAAAUUCUAAGUCCCUGAGAAGGAACCUUGUAACCUUGUUUAAAUGUUUGUUUGUUUGUUUGUUUAUUUAUUUAUUUUAUUGAAGCAAGAAAACAAAGGUUAUUCAACAUCUAUCAUCAAUGUGAAAAACUAAUUGCCCCCUUAAAAUUAAAAUCUGGUUGUGCCGACUUUAGCAGCAAUAACUGCAACCGAACGCUUCCAAUAACUGGAGAUCAGACUUUCACUUACUUCUAGGACUAGGAUUUACUCCUAUGUUUUGGAUCGUUGUCUUGCUGCAUAAUCCAGUCACGCUUGAGUUUCAACUUAUGGAUCGUAGGUAUGAUGUUCUUUUUGUGGAAUUCGGUGUUUGGUUUACGCCAGAUGUAACGGGACCACUGUCUUCCAGAUGGUUCCACGUUCGACUCCUCAAUCCACAGAACAUUCCCCCAAAAGGUUUGAAUAUCAUCAGGGUUUGUUUUGACAAAAUUCAGAUGAGUCUUAAUGUUCUUCUGGGUUAGCAGUGGUUUUCACCUCACCACUCUUCCAUGGAUGCCAUUUUUCCGCAGUGUCUUUCUGAUAGUGGAGUCAUGAACAGUGACCUUUAUCGAUACAAGAGAGGCCUGUAGGUCCUUUGAUGUUGUCCUUGACUCUUUUGUGACUUCCUGGACGAAUCGUCGCUGUGCUCUUGGAGGAAUUUUGAAAGUUCAGCCAGUUCUGGGAAGGUUCACUGCUUUGCCGAGUUUUUCCAUUUGGAGAUAACGGCUGUCACUGUGGUUCUUUGGAGUCCCAGAGUCUUUGAAAUAGCUUUGUAACCCUUCCCAGACUGAUGUAUUUCAAUCACCUUCUUCCUCAUCAUUUCUGGAAUUUCUUUCAAUUUUGGCAUAGUGUGUUACUGGGUAAGACCUUUUAACCGACUUUGUGCUGUUGAAAAAGUUGUAUGUAAGUGUUGAUGUGAUUGAACAGGGUUUGCAGUAAUCGGGCCUGGUUGUGUCUAGUCCAGCUGAACUCCAUUAUGAAUGCAGUUUCAUAGAUUUGGGGAAUUAGUAACUAUGGGGGCAAAUACAUUUUCACGCAGGCCCAGUUGGUAUUGGAUACCUUUUUUGCUUCAAUAAAUAACAUUAUCGUUUAAAAACUGUAUUUUUUGUUAAAAACUGGAUCAGCUCCCGGCUCCCUGCAACCCUGUGUAGAAUAAGUGUAGGGUAAGUGUAGGAUGGAUGGAAUGUUCUGCCAAUCAAAAGAUUUGGACACACUACAUUGAAUAUAUUUUUUACUGUACGAGACAUUUUGAGAAAAAAUGGUUUAUAGUUGAAAUAAGACAAAUGUACACUCACCAUCCACUUUAUUAGGAACACCUGUACACCCGCUCAUUAAUCCAGUCAGCCAAUCAUGCAGAUACAAGUCAAGAGCUUGGGGAAAAGCGUGAUCUCUGUGACUUUAACCGUGGCAUGGUUGUUGCUGCCAGAUGGGCUGGUUUGAGUAUUUCAUAAACGGCUUUGAUUUUCACACGUAACAGUCUCCAGACAAUGGCGCAAAAAACAAAAACCAUUGCGGGACCGACAGUUCUGUGGGUGGAAAUGCCUUGUUGAUCAGGAAAAUCGCCAGAUUGGUUUGAGCUGCCAGGAAGUCUAUAGUAACUCAAAUGCUCACUUUUACAACCGUGGUGAGCAGAAAAGCAUCUCAACAUGCACAAAACUUCAAACAUUGAGCUGGAUAGGCUACAAGAGCAGACGACCACAUCGGCUUCCGCUCCUGUCAGCCAAGAACAAGAAUCAUGGGCACAGACUUAUCAAAACUGAGCAGUUGAAGAUUAGGGAAAAAUAAAUAUACACCUGGUUUAUUUACAGUCUUCAACUGUCCAGUUUUGGUGUACUGCCCCCAUGGUGUUCCUAUUAAAGUGGACUGUGAGUGUAAUGGUGAAGUGAAUUUCCAUGUAGAAAUUUAUUUCAGAACAACGUAUUUAUAAGAAGUUUUUCUUCACUUUACUUGAAAGGUUAUUACUAUAAAAUAGUAGAAAGGACUAAAAAAACACCAAAGUUUUGAAUUUGUUUAGAGGAGCUCUCCUUUCAGCUAAAAAGAAAUGCGUUGUCGUUUUGUUUGGACAUUUUCGCUCUACGUACCACAACAAAGAUGGCGUCAAAAAAGCGGUUUCGUUUUGUUUGGACCUUUCCGCUCUACGUACCACAACAAAGAUGGCGUCAAAAAAGCGUUUUCGUUUUGUUUUGGACCUUUUCGCUCUACGUACCACAACAAAGAUGGCGUCGUCUUCUGACGUCUCUUUUCGAAUAUGUGUGCAAGAAAUCAUCAAAUAUGAUUUAGAGAUUAAAGCUCUCAUUCAGGAUAUACGAGAAUGUCGCGGUCCACACAGCGUGUUAAUGGAGCUGAACGCUGCAGUGAAGGAAAAAUCCAAGCACUUAACUCAACGAAUAAAGGAUAUGGAACAAAUGGCUAAAGAACAAGAUAAAGAGACCGAUAAGAACAGUAUUAUGGCUGAAACAGAAGGUCAUCACAAACAAAUGUUAAGUAACCAGACAGCAUGGAGGAAAGCCAACUUGGCCUGCAAGCUGGCCAUCGAUAACCUGGAAAAAGACGAGCUAGUACACGGCGGGGACUCGUCAUUAAGGCAAAGGAAGGCCACCAAGGAGAACUUGACGGAGACAUCCAGUGGCAUCACUGAGAGUUUGAUGAGCAUCAGCCGAUUGAUGGCCCAACAGGUGAAGCAAAGUGAGGAGACCAUUGGCACUCUGGAGAGCCGAGAUCUCCUGCGAUGCCGUCAACAUCCAGUUGCAGAGAUGUGCGAUUGAUGACGAAACACCUGUUAGUUUUUGCCACGGUAUCUAUUUAGCAAGCCAGACACCUUCUUAGGACUUAACUAAUUUGGGGAGGAUUUGUAAUUGAUUAUACGUGAUAUGGUCAAAAGUAUGUGGACACCUGCCCAUCACAUCGAUACGUCGUAAGCACACAAUUGUCUAGGAUGUAUUUGUAUGCUGAAGCAGCAUUACAGGCCCAAACCUGUUCCAGCACGACAUUGCCCCUGUGCUCAAAGUGAGCUCCAUGAAGACAUGGAGAUUUGUGUGGAAGAACGUGAGUGUCCUGCACAGAGCUCUGACCUCAACCCCACUGAACACCUUUGGGAUGAACUGGAAUGCUGACUCGCCCGACUUCGGUAACUGACUUCACUAAUGCUCUUGUGGCUGAAUGAACACAAAUCCCGACAGCCAUGUUCCAAAAUUCAGUGGAAAGCCUUCCCAGGAGAGUGGAGGUUAUUAUAACACCAAAGGGCGACCAACUCUGGAAUGGGAUGUUCAACAAGCACAUAUUAGUGUGAUGAUCAGCUGUACACAAACUUUUGGCCAUACAUUAUUGUUUGAUGAUGUAGUGGCCGGAGACUCCUAUACUCUCCUUGGUACUUUCCUAUCACUUAGCUAGCCAACUUUAUAUAAAUAGUCAAAUUUGUUCCCAAAGAGCAAGCCGGAGUUUACGGUACGAAGGACACACUCCCUGAGGUGAUAUGAGGAAGAAACCUUGAGAGGAACCAUCCUCAUCUGAAUGAUUGUAAAUAAUAGUGCGAUUGUAAAUAAUGUCCCUUGUAUAACUGUUUACUAUAUAGUCAAAAGGUGCACUUGUGUAACCAGGAACUUAUGAGCUACUUAUAAAUAUGAGCAUCAUAUUAAUCAUUUCUGAAUUCAUUAUAGAUUUUAACACGCAGUCUAAUGUGUUAGUGAUCAGCUGUUCAAUGAUGGAGACUUGCGUGCACAACUCUUCUAAGGAGAGAAUCUGAUCUGGAUCUGAUAUGCAUGUCCCUUAUUUCUUUCUUUUUUUUUUUUUUAAUACGAGCAAGAACUCUGUCCUAUCAGCAGCGAUCCAAUCUGCAAAAAUGCAAAUGGGUAAUGAAAACGUCACACCUCUCCUAAAACAUAGCACAGCUCCUAUAACACCUUUGAGACCACGCGUUAGAAUCAUGCCGACAUGUUUUUGCUAAAUGAACGGCUCUAAAUGUGCCUCGGUUACAGACGUAGUCCGUCUUUUUUGCUCUAUCCGUAGCUACAUCGUCGAGGUCAGUACUGGAGACAAGCGAAGGGUUUAAAGCCAUGACGUCCACGAUCCACUUGGGACGGAAGCUCCUCCUGAAAUACAACCGGCGUGA
Molecule: messenger RNA, 11163 nt
Organism: Ictalurus furcatus (blue catfish)
Lineage: Eukaryota; Metazoa; Chordata; Actinopteri; Siluriformes; Ictaluridae
Gene: bnip1b
Product: BCL2 interacting protein 1b
Exons: 6
Coding region: 9209-9820 (203 amino acids)
Biological process (GO): retrograde vesicle-mediated transport, Golgi to endoplasmic reticulum
Cellular component (GO): SNARE complex; endoplasmic reticulum
Molecular function (GO): SNAP receptor activity
Source: RefSeq, a predicted model, not a curated record